Molecule: messenger RNA, 477 nt
Organism: Trichoderma virens Gv29-8
Lineage: Eukaryota; Fungi; Ascomycota; Sordariomycetes; Hypocreales; Hypocreaceae
Exons: 1
Coding region: 1-477 (158 amino acids)
Source: RefSeq, a predicted model, not a curated record
AUGUCAGAUCCUAUCAACUUCAAAGACGACGACAAAUCAUCCACCUUUACCAUCCCAUCGGGAGAGCAUCACCCCAAAAACGGCAGGCAUUUCAUGAUUCGCGAAAGACAACACCCGCACCGCAUCCUUUCGCUUCGUCUCGGUGAAAUCAUACUUACGGAUCAGCAGUGUCCCGCACUUGGAUGGCUUUGGAUGUGCGUCAAGAAGUCUGGCUGGUAUGGGUUCCAAAAUGCCGUCUCCGGUACGUACCUUGGACACAACGGCAGGAACAAAAUCCAUGCUGCUAUGCCGCAUCAUAAAUCUCACGAAUACUUCAUGGCUGAGAGACAUGAAAACGGUGGCUAUGUUCUCCUGACGAGACAUGGCGAGGAGCUGUGGCAGGUAGCCAUCUCCGAGGACGGGGAUUACCUGGUGGAACAAAAAGAAGCAGGGACGGCGUGGGAUUUUGUCGAAUCUAGUACGCUUUACGUUGGUUAA